Molecule: messenger RNA, 1110 nt
Organism: Helianthus annuus (common sunflower)
Lineage: Eukaryota; Viridiplantae; Streptophyta; Magnoliopsida; Asterales; Asteraceae
Exons: 5
Coding region: 181-891 (236 amino acids)
Biological process (GO): snRNA export from nucleus
Source: RefSeq, a predicted model, not a curated record
AUAUAGGUAUACAAUAUGUGGGAAUAAAAGGUCGUAAGCUCAGACCACGGAGCUGCAAAUUAAUGGUUAGUCAUCUACAUACACUCACUGAAUCAACCAACACAGGGAAGGGAUUCCUCUUUAGCGGCGCUGACGAUCAGCUUCCCCACAUUGAGCUUUUGAUCACUGCAUCUUCUUAUCAUGGAGGGAGAAGAGAGCUUGCUUGAUUCCGUUUUCGAUGCGGAGAAUGUUGAAGAUAUGGACGAUGUUGAUAUGGUUGAUGUGGAAGAAGGAGAAUUGGUUGGGAACAAUCAUCAAGCUGAGUUAGGAGAAAGCAGGAGCAUGUAUAGUGAUGCAGUGGCUCAAGAACCUCAAAGUAAAAAUCAGAAACGUAAGAGUAAAAGGAAGAAAAAUAAGAAAAAGAAGGGUGGUGCAGGGUCUGAUGUCACAGAUAUUAAUAGAUUUGUGUUAGAUACUUGUAGGCGCUUGAAAGAGAGGAAGUCUUACCUUGUAUGGACUGCAGUGGGCUGCCUGGGUGUGUCGGCUCUGUGUGAUCUUGUGAAAGAGGUGGAUGCAAUUGAAGCUUGUGGUGGUCAAAAAACCGCCGAUGGAAGACGCUUUAGAUCUGGUGGUGGGAUUUUGUGGAGCAUCCUGAAAGCGCGUGAUCCAAAAGUUUUCAAGGAGAUUAUGAAAAAAGGAAAGGAAUUUGAGAUGCAAUUUAAACGACCCGAUUUGAGGAAAGAACCAAAGCAGAACAAACAGACCUGCUUUAAAGCAGGUGGAGGAGAACCUCCGGUGCAAAAAAAUGGAACUGAAGUAAGACAGACUCAGAAACAACCUGUUCAUGAAAGAAUCCGUGUGCCUGUUUCCUAUGACGAUUUGCUUCCCAUUGAGGAUCCAAAGGAUAAGUAGCCCGCCCGUGAGUUUGGGUAAUGAAGCUUUCUAGAGUGCGACAUGCAAGAAGUUUUGUGAUGGUUUUAUUUAUAAAUUGCGCUACUUUUACAGUUAUGAUCAUCUGUUGGUUGUUCUCAUGAAUGGAAGCGUUUUAAUCUGCAUUUGUUCCGAAAUUACUUGCAUAAAUUUUGAAGUUAUAUAUAUAUAUACACACAACACAAGCAUUUGUUUGUAUUA